CACUACUAAUCCGGACCGAACCGAUCCGGAUUAAGGGGCCGGAGGCGGGUCCUGGGCACCAGCGGUUCCGACCCCCCCGCCCUCCGCGCCGCACCCGAGUGGCCCCCAGCCGAGCGGGCCCCCACCUCCUGGCCCGGCCUGGGCCCUCCUGCGCCUCCCUUGGCCUUUGUCCGGCGCCAGGAGGCCGGUCCCGCGCCCCCCGCGGCCGCCCGGGCCCGGGCCCGCGUCGGGCGCCUGGCUCUGUACGCGAGCCCGGGGAUCUGCGGCCUUCGUGCCCCCCCUCCCCCGCCCGCCCUCUCGUGGAGCCCGGCGCCGGCGGCGGCUGCCCGGGCGGGGGGUUGCGGCGCUCAGGAGAGGCCCCGGCUCCGCCCCGGGCCUGCCCAGGGGGAGAGCGGAGCGGUCCGCAGCCGGGUCGGGUCGGGGCCCCUCCCGGGAGGAGCGUGGAGCGGCGGCGGCGGCGGCGGCAGAAAUGAUGGAAGAAUUGCAUAGCCUGGACCCACGACGGCAGGAAUUAUUGGAGGCCAGGUUUACUGGAGUAGGUGUUAGUAAGGAAAACUAGAAAAGAGGAAAAAACAAUAAAUAUGCAAGAAGAAAUAAAUACAUUGCAAAACAGAAGAAUGGGAAAUAAUCAAGAGUUGGAAAAUUAGGAAACAAAAGGCAAAAUGAAGGAGAGUACAUCGGAUAUAACAAAAGGGACCACUUAAUAGUGAGUCUUCCAACCAGAGCUUGUGCAGCGUCGGAUCCUUGAGUGAUAAAGAAGUAGAGACUCCCGAGAAAAAGCAGAAUGACCAGCGAAAUCGGAAAAGAAAAGCUGAACCAUAUGAAACUAGCCAAGGGAAAGGCACUCCUAGGGGACAUAAAAUUAGUGAUUACUUUGAGCGACGAGUAGAACAGCCCCUCUAUGGUUUAGAUGGCAGUGCUGCAAAGGAGGCAACGGAGGAGCAGUCUGCUCUGCCAACCCUCAUGUCAGUGAUGCUAGCAAAACCUCGGCUUGACACAGAGCAGCUGGCGCAAAGGGGAGCUGGCCUCUGCUUCACUUUUGUUUCAGCUCAGCAAAACAGUCCCUCAUCUACGGGAUCUGGCAACACAGAGCAUUCCUGCAGCUCCCAAAAACAGAUCUCCAUCCAGCACAGACAGACCCAGUCCGACCUCACAAUAGAAAAAAUAUCUGCACUAGAAAACAGUAAGAAUUCUGACUUAGAGAAGAAGGAGGGAAGAAUAGAUGACUUAUUAAGAGCCAACUGUGAUUUGAGACGGCAGAUUGAUGAACAGCAAAAGAUGCUAGAGAAAUACAAGGAACGAUUAAAUAGAUGUGUGACAAUGAGCAAGAAACUCCUUAUAGAAAAGUCAAAACAAGAGAAGAUGGCGUGUAGAGAUAAGAGCAUGCAAGACCGCUUGAGACUGGGCCACUUUACUACUGUCCGACACGGAGCCUCAUUUACUGAACAGUGGACAGAUGGUUAUGCUUUUCAGAAUCUUAUCAAGCAACAGGAAAGGAUAAAUUCACAGAGGGAAGAGAUAGAAAGACAACGGAAAAUGUUAGCAAAGCGGAAACCUCCUGCCAUGGGUCAGGCCCCUCCUGCAACCAAUGAGCAGAAACAGCGGAAAAGCAAGACCAAUGGAGCUGAAAAUGAAACGUUAACGUUAGCAGAAUACCAUGAACAAGAAGAAAUCUUCAAACUCAGAUUAGGUCAUCUUAAAAAGGAGGAAGCAGAGAUCCAGGCAGAGCUGGAGAGACUAGAAAGGGUUAGAAAUCUACAUAUCAGGGAACUAAAAAGGAUACAUAAUGAAGAUAAUUCACAAUUUAAAGAUCAUCCAACGCUAAAUGACAGAUAUUUGUUGUUACAUCUUUUGGGUAGAGGAGGUUUCAGUGAAGUUUACAAGGCAUUUGAUCUAACAGAGCAAAGAUACGUAGCUGUGAAAAUUCACCAGUUAAAUAAAAACUGGAGAGAUGAGAAAAAGGAGAAUUACCACAAGCAUGCAUGUAGGGAAUACCGGAUUCAUAAAGAGCUGGAUCAUCCCAGAAUAGUUAAGCUGUAUGAUUACUUUUCACUGGAUACUGACUCGUUUUGUACAGUAUUAGAAUACUGUGAGGGAAAUGAUCUGGACUUCUACCUGAAACAGCACAAAUUAAUGUCGGAGAAAGAGGCCCGGUCCAUUAUCAUGCAGAUUGUGAAUGCUUUAAAGUACUUAAAUGAAAUAAAACCUCCCAUCAUACACUAUGACCUCAAACCAGGUAAUAUUCUUUUAGUAAAUGGUACAGCGUGUGGAGAGAUAAAAAUUACAGAUUUUGGUCUUUCGAAGAUCAUGGAUGAUGAUAGCUACAAUUCAGUGGAUGGCAUGGAGCUAACAUCACAAGGUGCUGGUACUUAUUGGUAUUUACCACCAGAGUGUUUUGUGGUUGGGAAAGAACCACCAAAGAUCUCAAAUAAAGUUGAUGUGUGGUCAGUGGGUGUGAUCUUCUAUCAGUGUCUUUAUGGAAGGAAGCCUUUUGGCCAUAACCAGUCUCAGCAAGACAUCCUACAAGAGAAUACGAUUCUUAAAGCUACUGAAGUGCAGUUCCCGCCAAAGCCAGUAGUAACACCUGAAGCAAAGGCGUUUAUUCGACGAUGCUUGGCCUACCGAAAGGAGGACCGCAUUGAUGUCCAGCAGCUGGCCUGUGAUCCCUACUUGUUGCCUCACAUCCGAAAGUCAGUCUCUACAAGUAGCCCUGCUGGAGCUGCUAUUGCAUCAACCUCUGGGGCGUCCAAUAACAGUUCUUCUAAUUGAGACUGACUCCAAGGCCACAAACUGUUCAACACACACAAAGUGGACAAAUGGCAUUCAGCAGCGGGUUUGGAACAUAGCGAAUCCGAAUGGAUCUGAUGAAACCUGUACCAGGUGCUUUUAUUUUCUUGCUUUUUUCCCAUCCAUAGAGCAUGACAGCAUCGAUUCUCAUUGAGGAGAAACCUUGGGCAGCUCCGGCCAGGCCUUGUAGGAAAAGGCCCCGCCCGAGGUUCCAGCGUCAACGGCCACUGUGUGUGGCUGCUCUGAGUGAGGAAAAAAUUAAAAAGAAAAACUGGUUCCAUGUACUGUGAACUUGAAAACAUGCAGACUCAGGGGGGUCCCUGAUGCAGUGCUUCAGAUGAAGAAUGUGGACUUGAAAAUACAGACUGGGCUAGUCCAGUGUCUAUAUUUAAACUUGUUCUUUUCUUUUAAUAAAGUUUAGGUAACAUCUCCUGAAAAGCUUGUAGCACAAAGGCUCAGCUGGGGAUGGUGUUUGACUUCGGAGGAAAAAAGUUGCUAUUGCCCGUUAAAGGCACUAGAGUUAGUGUUUUAUCCCUAAAUAAUUUCAAUUUUUAAAAACAUGCAGCUUCCCUCUCCCCUUUUUUAUUUUUGAAAGAAUACAUUUGGUCAUAAAGUGAAACCCGUAUUAGCAAGUACGUGGCAAUGUUCAUUCCAAUCAGAUGCAGCUUUCUCCUCCGUCUGGUCUCCUGUUUGCAAUUGCUUCCCUCAUCUCAGUAGGGAAAAAAUUGAGUGGGAGUACUGAGAUGUGUGGGUUUUUGCCAUUGGACAAAGAAUGAGGUUAGAAGACUGCAGCUUGGAGUCUCUCUAGGUUUUCAACUAUUUCUUCACAAUUUGAACACUUGACGGUUGUCCCUUUUAAUUUAUUUGAAGUGCUAUUUUUUUAAAUAAAGGUUCAUCUGUCCAUGCAGUCCUCUUGGAUUCUCUGAAUGUAGUAACUAUGAAGCUAUGCCAAAGGUAGGCAGAAAAUGGGCUUGGGAGCCAGACACUCCAGGGAUCAGUAGUUCCUACCCAUAGUCUUUGUGUGCUUGCUAAAUGGUGUACAUUUCUUGUUAACCACGUUAUUAAAACUUGAUCAGCACAUAA
Molecule: messenger RNA, 3870 nt
Organism: Pan troglodytes (chimpanzee)
Lineage: Eukaryota; Metazoa; Chordata; Mammalia; Primates; Hominidae
Gene: TLK2
Product: tousled like kinase 2
Exons: 22
Coding region: 964-2769 (601 amino acids)
Biological process (GO): chromosome segregation; peptidyl-serine phosphorylation; intracellular signal transduction
Cellular component (GO): perinuclear region of cytoplasm; nucleus
Molecular function (GO): protein serine/threonine kinase activity; ATP binding
Source: RefSeq, a predicted model, not a curated record